AUGUUGAUUGAAAAAUGGAAGGAAGGAUGGACACCUAAAUGGUCCACUCUGCAAAUUGAAUAUUCUGAGAGUCUAGAUGUUGAUUACUGUGUCAAUGAGCCAAAUGCUGAAAUCAAACCAACUGAACAACAUGAUGCAGAUGCAGAGCUGCUUAUCAGUUGGUAUAGAAUAAGAGCUGAAGAACAAAUACACGAUUUCGAGUUGUACGAAACCAGAUGUCAUAUCAUCAGACGAUCAGAUGAGUGCAUUCUAACAUUUUCAACGAAAUUCGAGAAUUACGGAAGAAUGAAGAUUGUUUCAAAGUCUGAUGAAGUGUCUCAUGAUAGAGUAUACUCCAAGUAUUUUAUAUGA
Molecule: messenger RNA, 351 nt
Organism: Caenorhabditis remanei
Lineage: Eukaryota; Metazoa; Nematoda; Chromadorea; Rhabditida; Rhabditidae
Exons: 2
Coding region: 1-351 (116 amino acids)
Source: RefSeq, a predicted model, not a curated record